CGUUCCCAAAGCCAUCAUCGAGAAGUACUUCCAACGCUUCCAAGCUAUAGAGCAAAGAGAGUUCCUUAGCAAAGUUUCACGGUUCUUCAGGUUCCCAACGCAUCUUUCCCACUCGCCAAUCUCCAGUUAGAACAUAAGAAGAAUGUCGAUCGUCAGGCGGAGCAACAUCUUCGACCCCUUCUCUCUCGACGUCUGGGAUCCUUUCCACGGAUUCCCCUUCGACGCCUUCCGCUCCCUUUCCGAGUCCCGCCCCACCUUCGUGAGCGAGACCUCCGCCUUCGCCAACACCCACAUCGACUGGAAGGAGACUCCGGAGGCUCAUGUCUUCAAGGCUGACCUCCCGGGAGUGAAGAAAGAGGAGGUGAAGGUGGAGGUGGAGGAGGGCCGCGUCCUCCAGAUCAGCGGCGAGCGCAGCAGGGAGAAAGAGGACAAGAACGACAAGUGGCACCGUGUCGAGAGGAGCAGCGGCAAAUUCCUCCGGAGGUUCCGGCUGCCGGAGAAUGCCAAGGCGGACCAGGUGAAGGCGACCAUGGAGAACGGGGUGCUCACAGUGACGGUGCCCAAAGAGGAAGUCAAGAAGCCCGACGUGAAAGCCAUUGAGAUAUCCGGCUGAGUUUUGAAGUGAUUUUUAGCCAUCAGAAAGAGCAGGUUGUGUACCUUCCAUAUGAGACAAAAAAUGUGACAGGCGUGUUCUUCUACUACUACUACUACUAAGUGUACGUAUCAAUUGUGCUCGCUAUGUAACGGUGUAUUUAUAUAAUUGUUGCUUUUCUAAGUAUAUAAAUAUAUUUGGCUUUUUUUGGUAAAGAAAUAUAUUUGGCUUGUGCUACGAUA
Elaeis guineensis (African oil palm) is the source of this 834-nucleotide messenger RNA. RefSeq names its product 16.9 kDa class I heat shock protein 2. Lineage: Eukaryota; Viridiplantae; Streptophyta; Magnoliopsida; Arecales; Arecaceae. The record is from RefSeq and is a predicted model, not a curated record.